Coprinopsis cinerea okayama7#130 is the source of this 1803-nucleotide messenger RNA. Its product is annotated as aryl-alcohol oxidase. Lineage: Eukaryota; Fungi; Basidiomycota; Agaricomycetes; Agaricales; Psathyrellaceae. The transcript has 10 exons. Bases 1 to 1803 code for a protein of 600 amino acids. The record is from RefSeq and is a predicted model, not a curated record. Gene Ontology annotation, molecular function: flavin adenine dinucleotide binding; oxidoreductase activity, acting on CH-OH group of donors.
AUGGGCGCUAAAAGCAUCCUUCCAUUUCUCUUCCUGUUGACCCUGCUCCCUUGCCAUGUAUAUGCCGUUAUCCGGGAGGAUUUCAAGGAUCUACCGAAGUUAAAGUAUGACUUCGUCAUUGUUGGGGGAGGAAACGCGGGUUGCGUCAUGGCCAAUCGACUUUCCGAGAACCCAAAAUUUAAUGUCCUGCUCAUAGAAGCAGGUCCCAGCCAUGAAGGGGUCCUUGACAUCAUGGUUCCACGCCAUGUGUCCAACCUUUGGGGAACGCGAUAUGAUUGGAAUUAUACCAGCGUUCCUCAAGUUGGGUUGAACAAUCGCCCAGGGAUGAUACCACGAGGACAUGUCCUUGGUGGAAGUACGUCCAUAAAUGGAAUGGGGUUCUUCCGUGGUUCAUCGGACGACUACGAUAGGUGGGCAGAAGUAACCGGUGAUCCUGGUUGGUCAUGGCAAAACAUGUUGCCAUAUUUCUUAAAGAGCGAGAAGUGGACCGAGCCGUCCGAUGGACAUAACACAACUGGAGAGUUUAAUCCGGCAUUCCACUCUUCGAAGGGCAGAGUUGAAAUCAGUCUCCCGGGCGCACAGGUUCGCCAAAUGGUGGACUUCAAGAUCUUCGAAGCUGCUGAAGAACUCGGAGGUGACUUUGCCUUCGAUUUGGACUUGAAUGACGGAAGACCCUUGGGCACCUCGUGGCUGCAGUCGACCAUCGGGAAUGGAACGCGGAGCAGCUCUGCAACUGCCUAUCUCAGCCCGUUGGAUGUUGCUCGGAGGAACCUCCACGUCCUCGUUAACCACCGUGUCAUCAAAGUGGUAGAGACCACUCGACCCCGUGACCGUCGACCUUCCUUUAAGAAAGUUGCUUUUGUCAAAGACGGAGCUCCAGAAGGCAAAGUUCAGUAUGCUUCUGCGUCGAAAGAGGUCGUUCUUUCCGCAGGAGCACUCGGUACUCCUCAAUUAUUGCUUCUUUCUGGAAUUGGUGAUCCUGUCGACCUUCGCAGUGUUGGGGUCAAACCUCGGGUUGACCUGCCCAGCGUUGGUAAGAACCUAACCGAACGUCCUCAGGUCGGGAUGAUCUGGAACCUCGGCAUCUCCGAGACCAUUAAUGAAUUGGCCAACCAGACGUUCAUUGAAGAAAGCUUGGAGCAAUGGCACACCAGUCGAACCGGAUUCCAUUCCGCAGUUGGGGUGAACACCGUGACUUCGGUUCGACUGCCUGAUGAUUGGGCCCAUUGGAACGAACAUGAAGACCCAACCGCUGGAGAAAACUCGCCACACUUUGAGUUUGCAUCCUUUGGAGGGGGUAUAUACCCUAUUCCGGGUCCCAACCUCCUCCUUGGACCAUAUCUUCUAAGCCCAACCUCUCGCGGCACUGUAAAGCUGAGCUCGAGCAACCCGUUCGACGACCCACAGGUCGAUCUCGGUCUGCUGACCUCUACGUUCGACGUCUUGGCUCUUCGAGAAGCCCUUAAUAUGGCGCAAAAGAUUGCCAACGCCUCCACAUUUGCCGAGUGGAACCUCACGCUCGCAGAACCUUGGUCCACCAUCAGUGCAAUGAGUGAAGAGGAGAUCAUCGAAACCAUACGGAAUAUCGCCGGCGGAGCAGGGCAUAUUGUUGGCACAGCGGCAAUGUCGCGCGUCGACGCUCCGUAUGGUGUGGUCAAUCCCGAUCUGACAGUGAAGAAAGUGUCGGGGCUGCGAGUCGUCGAUGCUUCUAUCAUGCCUUAUCUCGUUCUCGGCCACACCCAGGGUCCGGUCUAUGCUAUUGCAGAGAGAGGAGCAGAUUUAAUCAAAGAGGCUUGGAAUUGA